AGCGCCCUACCUGUGCCGGGCCCGCCGCCGCCCCUCCCCCGGCCCCGCCGCCGCCGCCGCCCCCGCGGGGGCCGGGACUGAACGCGCCGCGGCGCCGAGACGCGGCCCCGAGAAGAGGGCGAGGGAGCGGGAGCGGGAGCGGUGCCGCCCGCGGCGCAUGAUGUGGGUGCCGCUGCUGGCGUGCCUCACCGCGGGGAUCGUCUCCGUGCCCAAGUGCCAGCGCGGCCCCGGACCCCUCCUGGGGGCGGCCCGGCUGCUGGCGGCCGUGCCGGGACUCUGCCAGCGCCCGGAAAACAGAUGUGCCACUUCAAAUGCAGGAACAUGCACAAAGUGUCUUGCUUUGGGUCCAGAGUGUGGAUGGUGUGCUCAAGAGGAUUUCAUGGCCGAUGCAACACAGAAAGGACGCUGUGACACUGUUUUCAACUUAAUGAAAAGAGGCUGUCAAUCAGAUUUUGUGGAAAAUCCCACAGUUCAUGUUAAAAUACCCAGUGACCAUGAAACAAAUACACAAGUGACACCAGGAAAAGUUUCAGUCCAGCUGCGUCCAGGAAGUGAAGCAAACUUUAUGUUAAAAGUUCGUCCUCUAGAGAAAUACCCUGUGGAUCUUUAUUAUUUAGUUGAUGUCUCAGCCUCUAUGCACAACAAUAUAGAAAAACUAAACUCCGUUGGAUUUGCUUUAUCUAAAAAGAUGGAGAAUAUUUCUCUUGAUUUUCGACUUGGAUUUGGAUCCUAUGUGGAUAAAACUGUGUCACCCUAUAUCAGCAUUCAUCCAGGUAGAAUCCAUAACCAAUGCAGUGAUUAUAAUUUAGAUUGUAUGCCUCCUCACGGUUAUAUUCACGUGCUAUCCCUGACUGACAAUAUAGCAGAAUUCAAAAAUGCAGUGAAUAAACAAAAAAUUUCUGGGAAUAUUGAUACACCUGAAGGGGGUUUUGAUGCAAUGCUCCAAGCAGCUGUGUGCCAGAGCCAUAUUGGAUGGCGUAAAGAAGCGAAGCGACUGCUUCUCGUGAUGACAGAUCAAACUUCCCACCUGGCCCUUGAUAGUAAAUUAGCGGGGAUCGUAAUUCCCCAUGAUGGAAACUGUCAUUUGAAAGAUAAUGUGUACGUCAAAGCUACGAGUAUGGAGCAUCCGUCUCUUGGGCAGCUCUCUGAAAAACUGAUUGACAAUAACAUCAAUGUUAUUUUUGCAGUUCAAGGAAGCCAGUUCCAUUGGUAUAAAGAUCUGUUACCUCUAUUGCCUGGUACUGUUGCAAGACAGAUAGAAUCACAAGCAGCAAAUCUCAAUGAUUUGGUGGUAGAAGCCUAUCAGAAACUAAUCUCGGAAGUGAAAAUUCAAGUCGAUAACCAGAUGCAAGGUCUUCAUUUCAAUAUCACUGCAAUCUGUCCUGAUGGAAGUAAAAAAACUGGCAUGGAAGGAUGUAAAAAUGUGCGAUAUAAUGAAGAAGUACUUUUCAAUGUAUCCGUUACAAUGAAAGGAUGCGAUACAACUGGAGGAAGAAAAUAUGCAAUACUAAAGCCUAUUGGUUUCAAUGAAACCGCCAUCGUUAACGUGGAGAAAAGCUGUGCCUGUCAGUAUGGAGACAGUGCAAAGCACAAAAGAAUAUGGGCUGAUGAAACUUUUUCUGAUGGCCAACAGUCCCAUUGCAGGGAAAACAAUUGUAAUUCUAAUAAAGAUACACUUCCUUCUGAGAGGUGCAGACGACACCAGGACCAGCCCAUCUGCAGUGGCCAAGGAAAUUGCAUAGAUGGGAAAUGUUUCUGCUACAAAAGCAAGCUAGGCACGGUGUAUGGCAAAUACUGUGAAAUGGAUGAUUUUUCUUGCCCGUAUCACCAGGGAAACUUAUGUUCUGGUAACGGUGAAUGUGAAGCUGGUAGAUGCAAAUGCUUUCCUGGCUGGGAAGGUGACCGUUGCCAGUGCGCAUUACAAUCAGCAAAGCACUGCCUGAAUUCAAAGGGCCAGAUUUGCAGUGGAAGAGGAAAAUGUGUAUGUGGAAAGUGUGAGUGCACAGAUCCAAGAAGCUUUGGCCGUUUGUGUGAAUAUUGCCCAACUUGCAACAAAGCCUGUGAAGAAAACUGGAACUGUGUUCAGUGCCAUCAUUCUAACAAUGCAUCUCAGGCUAAACUUGACCAGUGCACGACCUCAUGCGCUUACCUGCUGCAUUAUAUUGACCAGACUUCAGAAUGUUUCUCUGGCCGAAGCUACUUUAGAGUCUUUUCCAUAAUCUUUAUAGUUACCUUUCUGAUCGGGUUGCUUGUUGUCCUUAUCAUCAGGCAGAUAAUUCUGCAGGGGAGCAGCAAUAAAGUUAAAUCUUCAGCUGAUUACAGAAUAUCUGCAACAAAGAAGGAUAAGAUGUUUUUGCCUACUGUUUGUACAAGAACAGUAACAUACAGACGAGACAAACCAGAGGAAAUAAAUAUCGACAUCAGCAAGUUACGAUUAAAUGAAACUUUCAAGUGUGAGUUCUGAAGACGGUGUGUUUUCUGCAAAUGUCUAUUUCCAUCAUGCUCGACUUUUAAAAAGUUACCUUUCGUACUCUGUCGGACUCUUGACUGUUGCCGUUCGGUUUUGUGUCGUGCAUUUUGGUGAAUACUGUUAACAAAGUGACAUGUAAGCAUAUUCACAUAAUGUGACUAUGUUUGAAACUAUAGCUGCUGUAUUAUUUUUUUUUUUUUUGAAAGAGAAAUGUGCGUUACUACUGUUCAGGAACGUUAGUGUUGAUGUAGCACUUUAGUGUAUUCUAAUUUAUUUAGUUACGGCCUAGAAUGUAGAUAUGAACCGGUCUGACAAAGCACUGAUCUCACUCUACAUGUAGCUAGUACUGAUGUGCUCUGUGGGAAUGGACAAAAACUGUGACUGAAAUAUUAACAUUGCUGUAUAUUAUAGCAAUAGAUAAAACUAUUCAAAUGCUCUUAAAUAGAGUAAACGGUACUUUUACAGUUCUCUCAGUUGACUAAAUUCCACUGAUUUGUCUGCUUUAGCCUCUUAGCUUCUCCUCAUUACUUAAUAGAAAUGACUGGAUUAAAUGAGUGCUUAGAUACUGGUGUGAGUGUAUAGUUGUGCGUGCAUAUGCACACACAUGCGUGCACACACACACAGGUAAAUUAUAUAUAUAGUUUUUUAUACAUUGUGAUGUCACUUAAAGAUAAUUUAUAUCUGAUAAAGAGUAAUUUUUAGCUUUUUUACUUGUUUCAACAUAUAAAUCUAUAUACGAAUUUUAUGGUAUUUGGAAACUGAUUGGCUACACAAAACAGGAGAGUUCCUCUGUCCAACAGCGUAGUCUACACGAUGAUCGCUGCUGGCUGACCUCACCUUUGGAGUCAGCAGCAUCAACUCCAUUGCAAGCAGAUAAAUUACACCAGAGCUGUGUUUGGUUUGCUAGCUACAUGUCAGUGUUUUGCCAAAUAAGGGCUUUGUUCUUUUUGUAUGAUGUGAGACGUAAGUCUGAUUUUACAUGCAUGCUCUUUUUUCCUAUGUAAAUGAGUUGACAGGAUUAGAUUUCCUGAGUCCUUACGUAACCACUUCAAUUUUUGUGACUGUAUGACUGUACAUUGAGAAAUGUGUCCAGUGUGAUGUGGAAAAGAACCUGCAAUUUGGAAGAAGGUGAGGAAAACAGGAGUCUUUUUCUCAAGAGAACACGUUCAUUGACAGCAUAAAUGUGGGAUCAAAUUCUGCCUUUAGAAAUGGGCAAAACUCUUCUAAACUCAGCGGGACCAAUAUGAGCUUAUCUGAGAGCAGAAUUUGAGCUACAAGGUCAAGCAGAAGCAUUUUCUUAUCCCCGAACCUGGCUAUAGUGGUAGAAGAUGUGUUAUUGUUAUAUACUAGUUGGAAGAGUCAGCCAACAGUCUGAUUUACUAACUUUAUGCUGCCAAAACCCUACGAAAAUAUGAUCAGCCUCUAAUGCACUAAGAUCUUGCUGGCAAAAAGAAAAAAUCAUCUCAGAAAGUAUGCAGUGUAUCAUUUUAGCAACGUUAAUUACUGAUACUAAAUAUUGAAUCAUAGAAUCAGAGAAUCGUAGAUUACCAGGUUGAAAGGGACCUCAAGGAUCAUGUGGUCCAACCUUUCAUGGCAAAAGCAUGGUCUGGACAAGAUGGCCCAGCACCCUGUCCCGCUGAAUCUUGAAAGUGUCCAUUGGUCUGUACUUGUCAUAGGUAAGAGUUAUAGAAACAAAGCAGGGCCUCUUUAUAUGCAGUUUUUAGAAAUUAGUAUAUAUACAUAUUUCCUAUUCUGUAUUUCUUCUGUAAAUUCCCACUGGAAUCUGAGGAGUACACAUGUGAAAGGAAGGCAGGACAAAUGAUAAGUGUUAUGUGAGUUUGGGUCAUGGAUCAAGUGGGACUGAGAAAAAAUAAUUUAAAGACAGCCGGCCUUCCAUUAAACUGCCAUAAAAGCUUUAGAUUUUAGAGAUUGGGGGUUUUUUUAAUAUAAAAAAUGGACUAUUAAGUGUUUCUAAAGCAGUCUUCAAAGUAGUCCCUGAGCUUUCUACAAUAUAGGUAAAAGUGCCUCAUUUAAAGAAAGGGGGGUUUCCUUACACUCACCCUGAUUUUAGUGAUAGCUUCAUUGUAGUAUCUUAAUUAUAGACUAAUUCUGUAAUCUGGCAAGUGUACCUUGAACUUUCAUUUUCUUUUAAAACACAUAGAACCAUUUUCCUCCUAUGUAAAUUAACACAUUCUAAACCAUUGAUUUCAGUGGUAUCAAGAUGAAAAGUCGAUAAAAGUUUACCUCCUACUGCCCUUGUCACAAUUUGUUGGUAUUAGUAAGUGAGUAGGAAACAAAGUCUCUGAUUAUCUGUUUCACUUAAAACAAACAAAGAAAAUCAAAAGCUCAGCGGAGAUUAUCUGAGUAUAUAACAAAAGAUGUGAUUAUGUUCUUUAAACAGUGCGCGAAAUUUUUUUAACAAAAAAGGUUCCUCAGAUGUAUUCCCAUAAUGGCCUUUAAAGCAUUUACUGAAGUGAUAGCUAAUGUUUUUUUUUUUCCCUUAGAAAUUACUUUUCAUUGUUAGAGGGAGUUAAAUUAUGUGGGUAGGGGAUAAUGGAGCUGGGUUCUUUGUGGAAGAACAAUUUGAGCUGUAACACCCAUCUUCCAGACACAUCACACUGCUGCUACUUUUCUUCUGCAGUGCUGCCUGUGAAGGGGCACGGCCAGUAUUUCCUUAGCAGACACCUGCCUGAAUGUUUAAAACGCCCUGAUCAAAUAGAGCAGGCUCACAGGACAAAUGGCACUGGAAGAUGCUUGCUGUCCUGAGGUUAAAAAAAAGUGUAUUUAAAAAAAAAAAAGUUUUGUCAGGAAAAAAAAAAAAAAAGAAAAAAAAAAGCUUUUCUUGCAUCUCCCUCAUGGCUUUGCUGUAUUGUGGAGGAGGCUAGUGAAAAAGAAUAAGCUGCUGCUAAUGUGACAGGUCAAGGCUUUUAGAAAGCCCAUGGGGAGCUUAUACAGAGCAGGAUCCUCGGGAGGAGGCUUUGUUUCUAGGGAUGGAAUCUAUCCAUGAGAAACUCUGGCUUUGCUUGGUACUUGUUUCCCUCUGCCUUUGACCAUGUUUUUCAGAAGAGCUGCUGCAGGAGAUGAAUAGCCCAACAAAAGCCUCACUAUUUAGGGAGCUGUGUUCCCUUAGCACAUGACCUUAAAUGAGAAAGCAGCCUGUAAUUCACAAGGAAUUUCCUCAGCCAUUGCAGAAGGACUCUGCUUCCUAUAGUGCUUAAUGUGGGAGAUAUUAAAGACGAAUUAGUUCAUAUUAGUUUUCAAUGCAUUGUGCGUCAAAGAUGCUCGUAAAAAUAGAUGAAAAAAUAUCUAGCCUCAGAAUAGAAUGUUCCAAACUUAUUAAAUAAAACUUCUUAUACUGGGCUUCUUCAAAAAAUGAAAAAAAAAAAAGUCAAUAAUUCGACUGCAUUCCUAUACCCCAAAAUACAACAGCAGAUAUUGUUGCAUCUCAUCAUUGGGUUUGGGAGUUGUUUUUAGAUUUGCUUCCCCAAACAGCACGUGCAUGACUUUUCACAGCAGAUUUCUUACUGUUAAAAUCCAUUUGUAUAAUUUUCAAAUUCUGAUCCUACUUUUUUUACCUGUAAUUGUUUAUUUGUCUAACAUUUCAGAAAUUACGUGUUUAUGCAAUUAAAAAGCAUGCAUUUUACUUCAGAUUCUUCCAAAGUGAAGAAAUACUAUGAACUGAUUAUUUCCAACCAUCAUGAGUACGUUAAUAACAUUGCUACAGAAGCGUGUGGGAAAAUAACUGUUUCAUCCAGAAAACGUGUGCAUGGUAUGCGAGGAAUUUUCAUUGUGCCCAACUGAAAUUCCCUUACGUUCACAAGGAAUGUUGAAAGUGAACCUUAAAAAGGAAGGACGUUUGUACAGGCAUAGUUUACAUUUUAUCCAUUAUUUAUCAACUGGAUUUAUUUUUUCCUCUCCACGGUGUCAUGAAAACCUGCUAUGUCAAGUAUUCUUCAGACCGCAAUGGAAAAAAUUAUUUUCCCAGUCUGAUCAUAUGUAUUUGUUUCCUGCUUAGCGUGCAUACCUAAAUGUACACGUGUUGCGAACAGCGGGAGUGAACGUGUGAAGCAGCUUCAGGCAACCCUUAGUCCUGGAAGUAGCCAUAAGGCCUAGUGAUGGCCAAGGCAGAGAGAUGGAAGGGCACUGCUGCUUGUGCAGGGAUUUGAAGAGGGAUGGCAUCCUGAGCAGGCACAACGCGUCCUACAGUUCCCAGAGUUGGGAAUGAUCCUGCAGAGACGGUGCUCUGAGACCACACUUCUCCAUUUCUCGGGGCAGGAAGCAUCUUCAGAGUGGGUUGGCUUGGCAGAGAUGGGGCAGUUUCUGUCUUUGGUGCUUGGCCACACACUGUCCUCAGCACUGCGGGCUUUUCGCAUCUUUACUCAUCAAAAAAUGCUUGCGUGUAACAUAGCAAGGCACCACCGGUGCCAGUACGUACUGUAAACCUGGAUGCUGCAGGCUUCCACUAAAGCUUCUGGGAAGUCUUUGGGCAUCUGCCCACUGACUUCCCACCAGCCCCAGGAUUUCCACCAGCCAGCCUUAAGGAAUGUAAGCUGUAGCUGGGAAAGGGCACUUCUCAUAGAGUCAUUCGUGCUGAGUCAGUGCUGGGUGACACUUACUCUGCUCUGGCUGUGAGCGAAGCGUAGUGCCAGUGUUCUGGCUGUCCGUUUGCAAGAGAGGGGGAAGAUUUAUUUGCUAAGCAGAAAUGGAGCAAUAGUUAAGAAGAACACUACUUUUUAAUGAUGAUCUUGACACUGCUGCGACACAGAGGCAUCUCAUGGAUCUUACAGAGAACUGAAAUUUGUGGAAAGGGAAAAGAGGUUAAAAUUAGCCAGCGUGAAUGCAUUUCUAUAGCGAGCCAAAUCAGUGGGGUUUCACUGAGUGCGAGCCAGCUCAGAAUAGUUGGCCUUUCGGGGGGGAGGGGCAGGAAGGGGGAGAAGAAAAAAGAAAAAAAACUAAAAUUAGUAGAUUCAAGCCUUAGAAAUGCUGCUUUGGAUUGCAUGUUCUCUUUGUUUCCUUUUCUGCGCACUCUCUUAAAAAAAAAAGGUACCUACUUAUUAAAAAAAAUAAAAUUAAAAUGUCUGGCAUUCGUUAAAAUAAUGGCUUCUACCCAAAUCCUAACGUUUCAUCCUGAUACCUGUAUCGUGUUCGGGCUCUUUCAGUUGUAUUUUGAAGGGAGAUGUUGGAAAGAUGAAAGAUUCUUUUGAGAAGACAUUAAUGUUGGAUGAAUUCACUGUGCUAACGUCUUCUUCACUUUUGCCUACUACUGCUUCAAAAAGUAAAAGCUACUUUAAAGUGUCUUAUUUAGCAAUGGUGUGACAGCUAUUAAUACUACAGUUUUUAACUUCCUAUUUAACAUAUACUACCUUUUGUAAAAAAAGUAUAUACAGAUAAAUAAUGUUUCUCUAGAUUUUUUUGCAUAGAGAAUGUUAGUAAGGGAAGAGGUUUUAAAUAAAUUUAUAACUUCUUACUGUUCAUUUUACAUUUUAAAUGAUACUUUUAAAUCACUACUUUUGUUUGUCUG
Messenger RNA from Chroicocephalus ridibundus (black-headed gull), 7991 nucleotides. It is a transcript of the gene ITGB8, whose product is annotated as integrin subunit beta 8. Lineage: Eukaryota; Metazoa; Chordata; Aves; Charadriiformes; Laridae. The transcript has 14 exons. The record is from RefSeq and is a predicted model, not a curated record. Gene Ontology annotation, cellular component: focal adhesion; cell surface; integrin complex. Gene Ontology annotation, molecular function: integrin binding. Bases 158 to 2464 code for a protein of 768 amino acids. Gene Ontology annotation, biological process: integrin-mediated signaling pathway; cell adhesion mediated by integrin; cell migration.